AUGCACACCUUCGGCCUCCACCGUCCGCCCUCCGGUCCGGUCACCGCCGCCAACCCCCUUUGCCUCCAGCUUCUUCAAAACCCGGAGAUAACAACAUCAGGUUUGACAUAUGCAAUCGAUUUCAAGAUUGGAAGCCGAAGCCGAUUUAGGAUGAGUCAACUCGCCCCCAAACACCCAGAAAAAAUCAACUUAAUCCUUCUUCUUCUUCUUCAACUCCCAAACGCACAAAAUCUCCAGGUGUUCGCGUCGUUGGUAACAGAAUCUACGAUUCCAAAAAUGGAAAAACUUUUCACCAGUGUCGACAGAAAACCAUGGACUUUUUGGUGA
Molecule: messenger RNA, 327 nt
Organism: Lactuca virosa
Lineage: Eukaryota; Viridiplantae; Streptophyta; Magnoliopsida; Asterales; Asteraceae
Source: the annotation of a GenBank genome assembly